AUGGGUCUUUUGAGUUCUAAAAACUUCAAAUCCAAGCAAGCCCAAAUUCUCCUUCUGGGACUUGACUCUGCUGGGAAGUCUACUCUCCUUUAUAAGCUAAAGCUUGCUAAGGAUAUUGUGACCAUUCCGACGAUAGGUUUCAACGUGGAAAUGAUCGAGUUGGAAAAGAAUCUUUCACUCACCAUCUGGGAUGUUGGAGGCCAGGAGAAAAUGAGAACCUUGUGGGGCUGUUACUGUGAGGGCACUGAUGGGCUGGUGUAUGUUGUGGAUAGUACGGACAAACAGCGACUGGAAGACUCCAGGAGAGAGUUUGAGCACAUCUUGAAGAAUGAACACAUUAAAAAUGUGCCUGUUGUCCUACUAGCCAACAAACAAGAUGUGCCUGGAGCUCUGACUGCCGAGGACAUCACCAGAAUGUUCAAAGUGCAGAAGCUCUGCAGCGACCGGGCCUGGCAUGUGCAGCCCUGCUGUGCCAUCACUGGGGAUGGGCUGACGGAGGCAUUCAGAAGACUAACUGGAUUUGUGAAAAGCCACAUGAAGUCGAGAGGAGACACCUUAGCAUUCUUCAAGCAGAACUGA
This is a messenger RNA of Equus quagga, 579 nucleotides long. RefSeq names its product ADP ribosylation factor like GTPase 14 (gene ARL14). Gene Ontology annotation, biological process: intracellular protein transport; vesicle-mediated transport. Gene Ontology annotation, cellular component: cytoplasm. Lineage: Eukaryota; Metazoa; Chordata; Mammalia; Perissodactyla; Equidae. The record is from RefSeq and is a predicted model, not a curated record. The transcript has a single exon. Gene Ontology annotation, molecular function: GTP binding; GTPase activity. The coding region runs from base 1 to 579 and encodes 192 amino acids.